UAUUUGAAGUCACCAAAGCCAACAAGAGCCUGUCCCUCCUGGCCAGGCUGUAGAGACCUGGCAUGCGCCUCCUCAAAUGCCCGGUGGAACCUGACUGCCUCCAGAAAGUCAGGGUAGGCUGAGGAGUAACGCAGGAGGGCGUCCUAUAAGGAUGCAAGAUAGCAUUAGGCCUUAAAAAUGAUUAGAAUAAAAUAAUAAGAAGAGAUGAAAUGCUACCUUGUUGGCCAUGAGCGGAGACUGAGACCCCGUCCUCUCACGCUCCUUCUGGUGGGAGGUGACCAGAUUCACGUCGUUCUCCAGCAGCCAGAGGAAGGUUCUCCCCAGGCCGUGAGGCUAUAGGGGAUGGAUCAGGGGGAUGCAGGUCCAGCAUGCUGGCUCCCGACUCAGUCAGCUGAAAAAGUAUGUGCUGAGGAGGGACAGGGCCCAACAACCUGCUGCAUCCUCUGCUGCUUUCACCCGCAGCCCGGCAGCGUGCUCCAGCAGGGCCGACAGCAAGGCCAGCUGCACCACGAAGGCUGCUGCACCUUCUCCUCAGCGCCAGUCCUCCACUCCAAGGAAGAAGCGAGCCAUGGUUCUUUACAGUUCCUCGGAAGAAGAUGAGGAGCUGAUGGUGGAAGCUGCUUCUGCUGUAGAGCAGGAGCUGUCUGCUUUGGGUGAGUCAUGCAGCAGGUCUAUUUUUCCAACACAUUUCAUCACAAUGUGUAUGAUAGUGACCGUGCUGGACUCUGCGCCCGUUGCAGCAACUUCAUCAGCAACUCCUACUCCUCUCCUCACACCAUCUCCCUCUGCUGAUAAACCCAGCGCUCCUGCAGCCCAGAUUCAGCUGUGGGGGCACACCUUCCUGAUUGGCUGCCUGGAGACUGCUGGAAGGCAGCCGCGCCAUUGGACCAGCAGAGAAUUGCAAGCCAAUCAGAUGCUAAUGAGGCCCACCUGCAACAUUCUCCCAGUGGGGCAGCUUGUUGUCCUGUUGGAGUCCUGGAAGAGCAGCCUUCCUCCUGAGGAACAGGAAUGGCUGAGCAGAGCCCUGUUUGUCAAGGACCGGACAGGCAGGGCUGUCCUGUCUAAAGAGCUGCAGCUGUGGUACCACUCACCUGGCCCCCGCCUCAUCUACAGCCAGCCUCCCUCCUCGCCUGAUGCCUUCUUCCAGCGCCGGUUCUUCCUCUGGGCUCCGUACCGGAUGUGGCAGUACAGCCUCAAGUGUCCGAGCUGUGCCCACAAGCUGACGAGCUGUGGCCUGUAUAAGACCGUGCGCAGAGUUCUGGACCUUGAUGGCUGGUACUACAUGGGCACGGAGUACCUGGAGUGCAGGUACUGCACCAAGAAGGUGGCUGCCUGGUCCAGGAGUGUGAGGGAGCAGCUGGACUUCAGUCACCAAAUGCUCUUCCCUGCUGAGCUGGCGUACAGGCUGUCCUGUGACAAGAAGGUGCUUAGCCAGAUGAAGGGGCGAACGCUCGGUAACAGCGCUAACCGGCUUCACUCCUUCCUGGUUGAAAACCACACAGAGGAGUGGAUGACCAGGUGCCUGCUCUACUUGGAGACUUGUGGGAAGUUUCAAGUAGCAGGGAUACAUCUGGCUCCUACUGCUCAUCCCCCCAGAAUGCAGCCUGUACCCACUAGCCGCUGGCUGCUCUUCACCUAUGCCAGAGAGACCUUCAGCCGGAUGGAGGAGCUUCAGGCAAGCGUGACAUCUGUCUUCGGCUCCAUCCUGAAGAUGGACUCCACAAAGAAGGUCAUCAAGAAGCUGGCUGGAGCGGAUGCUGGGACAGCUCAGUGGAUGAGCAGCGUGGGGAACGAGCUGGGGCAGGUUUUGAUCUGUGUGGUGACGGCGGCGGAGGGAUAUGGGCUGCAGGACAUGGCCAAGGGCCUGCAUAAGCGCUACGAGCAGGCCCGCCGCAGCUCCCCUGAAGUCCUGUACGUGGGCCGGGACUGCUGCAGGGCGGACGGAAAGCCCUCGACCUCAGUGGUAAAGACUCCCAUGGUCAUCACGCUACCAACAAACCACUUACCUUGUUCCCCAGAGCUCCAGUGCCUCGUCCACACUCUCGGACCCCAAUUGUUCACCCCCUCCCUGGCGGAUCUCAUUCACUUACCAGUAAGCAAAUCAGCCUAACUUAUAAAGAUAUUCUUACUUGGAAAAUUCUCCCAACUUACCUGUCAACCUUCCCCUUACGGUUGGUGCGUUCUAGUCCCGGACCACUUCAUCCGUUUCCUGUAGAACAAUAAAGUCAAUUAACUUUU
Messenger RNA from Girardinichthys multiradiatus, 2238 nucleotides. RefSeq lists its product as uncharacterized. The record is from RefSeq and is a predicted model, not a curated record. NCBI's taxonomy places the organism in Eukaryota, Metazoa, Chordata, Actinopteri, Cyprinodontiformes, Goodeidae. Bases 356 to 2110 code for a protein of 584 amino acids. The transcript is spliced from 7 exons.